This is a messenger RNA of Bathycoccus prasinos, 2655 nucleotides long. RefSeq lists its product with no specific name. Gene Ontology annotation, molecular function: small GTPase binding; nuclear import signal receptor activity. The transcript has a single exon. NCBI's taxonomy places the organism in Eukaryota, Viridiplantae, Chlorophyta, Mamiellophyceae, Mamiellales, Bathycoccaceae. Gene Ontology annotation, cellular component: cytoplasm; nucleus. Gene Ontology annotation, biological process: protein import into nucleus. The coding region runs from base 1 to 2655 and encodes 884 amino acids. The record is from RefSeq and is a predicted model, not a curated record.
AUGGCGGACAUCACGCAGAUUCUGGUCAACACCCAAAAUCCGGAUCAAACCGUUCGAUCUCAAGCCGAGCAGCAGUUGGAGCAAGCCAAAGAGGCGAAUUUUUCCUUGUACCUCUCCUCGUUGGCGAAAGAACUCGGAGAUGAGUCGAAACCGAGCGAAGUCCGACGACUCGCCGGUUUGAUCUUGAAAAACAGCAUCGACUCGAGGUCGUACCAAACGAAGAAGAGUUUACAGCAAAAAUGGCUCAAUCAAGUCGAUCAAAACCAACGGAUGGAGAUCAAGUCUAUGAUUUUCCAGGCGCUGAGCUCGCCUGUUCAGGAGAUUCGACACACGGCGGCGCAAGUGGUGGCUAAAUUUGCCGCUGCGGAGAUACCGGCGAAACAGUGGCCGGAGCUGAUACCGCAGUUGCAAUUGAGCGUUUCCGGUCCUCAAAGUUCCACGGAAUUGAAGCAAUCGACGUUGGAAGCUUUAGGAUACAUCUGCGAGGAAUUAUCGUUGAACGGAGAGCAAGGGGAUGAUUUUGGCGGCAUGGGCGGUUUGGACCAAACCGCGGUGAAUACGAUGUUGACGGCUAUUAUUCAAGGGAUGGACAAAACGGAAACGAACAACGAGGUGCGAUUAGCGGCGUGUAACGCGUUAUCGAUCGCGUUAACGUUUGCCUCGGAGAACUUUUCCAAGCAGCAAGAGAGAGAUUACAUCAUGCAAGUGACGUGUGAAGCGACGGUCUCGCCGGAUCAAAGGAUUCGAUACGCCGCUUUUGAAGUUUUAGUCGGCGUCGCGGAGGAGUAUUACGAGUAUCUCGAAAGUUACAUCUCCGCAAUUUACGAUUUGACCGUGAAAGUUUUACACGGAGACGAUCCUCAGAUUGGUUUACAAGCGAUUGAGUUUUGGUCGUCGAUUUGCGAGGAAGAAAUUGGAAGAAAGGAUGCCAUCGAAGACGGCGAACGGGACGUCAAGUAUCAUCAAUUCAUCGAAAAGGCGUUGGGAGUGUUGACGCCGAUGUUGCUCGAGCAGUUGACGAAACAAGAGGAAGGUCAAGACGAAGACGAAAACGCGUGGAAUUUAGCCAUGGCGGGCGGAACGUGCUUGAACUUGAUCGCAAACUUGACCGGCGAUCAAGUCGUGGACGGCGUCAUGCAAUACAUCACGCAAAACAUCCAACAAGAUAACUGGAGACAAAAGGAAGCCGCUCUGUUUGCUUUUGGUGCUAUUUUAGAGGGUCCGUCGAGAGAAAAAUUAGCUCCUCUCGCGAACGAUGCGUUGCCGUUCUUGUUGAACUCGAUGAACGAUAAGAACACGCACGUGAAAGAUACCACGGCUUGGACGAUUGGACGCGUCUUUGAGUUUGUGCAAUCGCCGGAGUAUCGUUUGAUCACGCAGAGUAAUUUGGGAACGACGUUAGCGGCGCUGACGGAAUCUCUCAAAGACGUGCCGAACGUCGCUGGGAAAGCGUGCUGGAGUAUUCAGAAUUUAGUCACCUCUCUCGGUGAAGAUGAUCAAUUGCGACCGGCACUUUCGCCGUUUUUCCAGCCCAUCGUGCAAGCGUUGUUGGUCACCGCGGAGAGACCGGAUGCGGAGAUGAAGUUGAAAGUGGAAUGUUACGAAGCGUUGAACGAUAUCAUUCGAGGUGCGAGCACAGAAACGUUAGUUACGGUGCACCAGCUCAUUCCCGUCGUCUUGCAAAAGCUCGGGAGCACGUUCGAGACGCAAGUGACUUCCCAAGACAUGUUGGAGAAGCAAACCGAUCAACAGGCGUUGUUGUGCGGAACUUUGCAAGUUAUCAUUCAACGCUUGGGAUCGGAAGAAGCGGCGAAAGGCUCCUUGGCGCAGCACUCUGAUAACUUGAUGACUGCUUUUUUGAGAGUUUUAGCGAAUCGAUCUGCGACUGUGCACGAAGAAGCCAUGCUCGCGGUCGGCGCUUUGGCGCACUCGGUAGGUAAAGAUUUCGAAAAAUACAUGGAGGCGUUUUACCCGUUCGUCGAGGUUGGUUUGAAAAACCACGAAGAGUUUUCUGUGUGCCAAGCGACGGUUGGUGUGGUUGGGGACAUCUGUAGAGCAUUAGACGAAAAGUUGGCGCAAUGGUGCGACAACAUCGUGUUUUUGUUGUUGCAAGAUUUGCAAUCGUCCGAGUUACACAGAGCCGUGAAGCCGCCGAUUUUGAGCUGUUUCGGAGACAUUGCUUUGGCGGUUGGUCCUUCGUUCGAUAAAUAUCUCGAAUUCGUUUUACCCAUGUUGCAAAGCGCGACGAGUUUGGCGAUGACAAAUCAAGAUCCAAACGUUGAAUUAGACGAAGAUACGGUGCAAUACAAGAACGAUCUCAGAAAUGGCAUUUUCGAGGCGUACACCGGGAUUUUGCAAGGGUUCCGAGACGAUAAGUCCAAAAUCGCGAGUUUGGCGCAGCACGCGCGCUUUAUUUUAUCCUUCAUCGAAGACGUUUCAAAAGAUCCGUACAGAGACGCGAGCGUAACGAGGAACAUGAUUGCGUUGUUGGGAGAUAUGGCGGAUACCAUGGACGGUAUCGGCGAGCUGUUCAAAGAAAAGACGUUUUACCAAGCGUUGUUCCAAGAACUUCACUCGCAAUCUUCAGAUGACACCAACUUUGACUCGACUUUGCACUGGGCGAGCGAGCGCAUCGCCCUAAGAUUGACGCAAUAA